Messenger RNA from Acanthopagrus latus (yellowfin seabream), 1634 nucleotides. It is a transcript of the gene cyb561d2, whose product is annotated as cytochrome b561 domain-containing protein 2. The record is from RefSeq and is a predicted model, not a curated record. NCBI's taxonomy places the organism in Eukaryota, Metazoa, Chordata, Actinopteri, Spariformes, Sparidae. Gene Ontology annotation, molecular function: transmembrane monodehydroascorbate reductase activity. Gene Ontology annotation, cellular component: endoplasmic reticulum. Bases 288 to 959 code for a protein of 223 amino acids. The transcript is spliced from 3 exons.
CUCGUAACGCUGAACUACCGGUGUAUUCUUAGAUAACUGAACUAAUCAGGCCUAUUGAAUAAUGACGUAGGGAUGCAUGGUCAGUAUCUGUGUUGAGAACACGGUGACAUGUUGAACUUUGCAUUAAGUUUAUCUGAAGAUAUAUUUAUAAACAGUCCGGAGGACAAAGUUCAGAGCUCAGACCGGUACCGGCCUGAACUUCCGUAUUUUCUCUGCGAGUUCACUUUAGGUGAUCCUGACGCAGGUCGGUUAACGGUGAGCAUCCUCGGCUGUCUGUGGUCUUUAACAUGGCCCACAAACAGAGUGAAUCCGAGCCUCGGUUCUACGGUUACAUCCGAGCGGGCGCUGCAGCGCUGACCCACAUUAUCUGUGCUGUCUUCACUGUGACCGUCGCGGUUCUGUCUCGACCUGGUUCAAGUUUGUUUUCCUGGCAUCCCUUCUUCAUGACACUGGCGUUCUCAUUCUUCAUGACAGAAGCCAUCCUCCUUUUCUCCCCCCACGGCUCGCCCAUCAAGAGGCUUCCACACAAGACAAAAGGCCGGGUUCACUGGGUCCUGCAGUGCCUCUGUGUGUCUUGUGCCCUCCUGGGUGUGGCGGCCAUCUCUUACAACAAACACCUGAACGGUAAACCCCACUUCACCUCAUGGCACGGUCUGCUGGGCCUGCUCACGGUGUGUGUGGUGGCGUUGCAGUCAUUGGCAGCCGUGCCUCUUAUCUACCACUCUCUGGCCAAAGGCUGGUCCCUGGCCAAACUCAAACGCUACCACGCAGCGUCCGGACUGGUCACGUACCUGCUCGGCAGCGCCAGCCUGCUGCUCGGCCUCGGCUCGGCCUGGUUCACUGCGUCUGUCAGGGAAUACGCCUGGUACCUGUCAGCGCUCUGCCCUGCUCUCCCUGCCCUCAUCAUAAUGAACCAAGUCACCAGCGCGUACAUGGCUAAGAGACGGCUGCAGUCCUGACAGAAGACACAGUACUGACACUUUAACGAAACACCCACUGAACACUUGAGUUUGGAUUGUGAGAAUUAUAUUUCAGUUUAAGUUGUAUAAAAGUGGAGAAGGAACUGAUUUCUGCAGCUGCAAGACUUUUUGAAGGUCUUAUUAUUUCAUGAAGCACCGGUGGCAAAUAAUAGAUAGUGAAAUGCUUUUCUUAACUUGUUUUUUGUACUCAUAUACACAGGACUGUAGCUAUCAUUGAGGACAGAGGUCAUAUCUCCUUCAUUUUUAACUAGCAAUUUGGAGACAAUCCCCCUUCUUGUAGGGCUUUUUGUUGUUGUAGUUGGUUCUGAUAUUUCUGUAGCCUCGCUAACUUCAGUUUAUGACCAAAUGAAUCCUGAUUUUUAGGUGAACUUAUCCUUUAAAUAUAACAAAGAAGUAUACAGAAAUAUCUUCUCACUGAUGGUUUCAUUUGUUUAUGUGGGUCAUCUAAAAAGGUUUUUGGAUACAUGACCGCAUUGUUCUGUGUCCCAGAAUAUAUUAACUUAUGUUGAAUUUUGUAUCUCAGGUUGCUUAAUAUCCUGCCUUUUGAUAAUUUAUGCUGUAUUUGACUACUUGUCACAUGUUUGAAUAAACUAAAUACAAAUGGAAAUCAUAGUGAGGAUAUGUUGUAAAUUAAAAGGAUAUGUGAAAGAUUCA